Messenger RNA from Chlamydomonas reinhardtii, 3188 nucleotides. RefSeq lists its product as uncharacterized. The record is from RefSeq and is a predicted model, not a curated record. Gene Ontology annotation, cellular component: endoplasmic reticulum; cell periphery; membrane. The transcript is spliced from 4 exons. Gene Ontology annotation, molecular function: glycerophospholipase activity. Bases 530 to 3052 code for a protein of 840 amino acids. Gene Ontology annotation, biological process: ceramide biosynthetic process; sphingolipid catabolic process. Lineage: Eukaryota; Viridiplantae; Chlorophyta; Chlorophyceae; Chlamydomonadales; Chlamydomonadaceae.
GACAUUUUUGCUGGGGCCUUGACACUUCUCCACGUGCUUAAAGCAUACUCACUAGUAGCUUCUUUUGUAUCAUGUUCUUGAAAGUGGCUAAGGCCGCUCAGAACUUUUGUAAGUGGUAGCGCCUGGCAGCGUUGCACCGUGCAGUUUCAUCUCGAAUCUAUUGAUGCUUAUUUGUCUGGUGUCAUUGGUUACUCAUUUGCCUCGGCACAGUUGCAGACUGCAUACAGGAAGCCCUGGGAGGGAACGGCACGCGGCGUGGCACAACCGACGGGCAAACCCGGCCUCUCAGAAGCGAUGUCGAUAUGCAACUGCUUUAAGCACCGAUAGUGCUACAUAGAUUCUUACUUGUAUACUGGACAAGCAGGCAGCAAUAGUGUCAAACGGCCACCGGCAGUGCAAAAUUCUGCUUUCGUUCCUAAGAACCUAUGCUUGUUUCUCACGGUUGUCCUUAUCCGAGCUCUCAUACAUGAAGGCAAAGUAAACAAUUGCACGUCACGGAAGUGGCAGCCGUUCGACUGUUUCGACGGCAAUGGCGGGACCCAUCGUGCAUGUGCAGUCCCCGCCCGGCGCGGUGGCUAGCUCUAGCAUUUUCCCACAGCUACCUCCCGAGCUGACAGAUCGCAUCGGCGCCUUUGUUCCGCCCAACGACAUGGCCUGCGCCUUCCGCUGCACUUGUCGCGCCGCGCGAGACCUUUUCUCGGCCCCUCGCUUCACCACCCUGCACUUGUCCCAGCCCGGCAUUCCACACGACGUCUUUGCACGCAAGUGGGCAGCGCCCGGCGCCUGCCACAGCCUCUCCUACCGGCAGCGCCGACAGCUUACCACCCUGACCGCAGCCUCGGGCGACGUCGCAAACCUCCACGCCGCGCUCGCCGCCGCCGGCCUCGUCCCCGGUGCCGCCGAGCUCGGCGCCGCCGCCGGCGCCGGCCGCCUGCACGUGUGCGCCUGGCUGCGCCGCCGCCACAACUGCUGCACGGCCGACCCAACCGGCGACGCGCUGGUGGCGGCGGCGGCGGCGGGCGCCGCCGAGGGCGCCGCCUGGCUGCUAAGCAAGGGCGGCGCCUGCUGGAGCUGGGCCGCCGUCGGCGCCGCCGCCGCCGCCGGCCACGUGGCACUGAUGGAUUGGCUGGUGGCGGCGCGGCCGACGGCGGCGGCGGCAGCAGGGCCAGUGGCGGCGGCGGAGGCUCGGCUGGCGGGCGGGCCGCACCCCUGUGAGCCGGAGCCGCUGCGCAUGAGCCGCGCGCUGGCGGCGGUGGCGGAGGGCUGUGGGCUCGGGGUGCUCCGGCGCUGCUGUGCGGCUUGGCCGGCGCUGUGGGCGGAGGGCGGCGGUGCAGGCGGCGAUGAUGGCGGUGGUGGCAGUGGAUGUGCAGCUGCAGGCACUGGGUAUGGUGGUGACGGCGACGGAACGUCUAUGCAGCGGGCCCAGCGCAUGCAGAGGCUGACUGCUGCCGCCGAUUUUGCAACUGCUACUACAGCCCACACCGGGCCAGGGCAAGGGCUGGAGCCAGGGUCAGGGGAAGCUGCGGUAGCAGCGGGAGGCGGGCAGCGCGCGAAGCGGGACGCGGCACUUGUGACGCGGGGACACGCAGCGCUGGCGGCGGCGGCGGCUGAGGCGUCGGUGCAGCGCUGGCGGGGCCAUCUGUUGGCGGCGGCGGCUCGCAGCGGCACAGCGGACUGGCAGGACAAGGUCACGUGGUUGCUGGGGUGGGCCCCCGACGCCCCCGGCCUUGAGGAAGCCGGGCGCAUGGCGUUUGCCGGUGCCGCUGAGGCGCGCGCAUGCGGCCAGGGUGGCGGCGCCAGCACCAGCAGCGGCGGCGGUGACGGCGGCGGCGGCGGCGGCGGCGAUGGCGGCGAGGAGGCGGCGUGCAGGAUGGCAUGGUUGGCGGCGCAGGGCCUGGUGCCGGCUGAGUCGGCGCUGUUGGCGGCGGUGCGGUGCCGCGCCGCCGCCGCCGUGGACUUCCUGCUGGCGGCGCCGCCAGCGGUUUCGGUCGGCUCGGGGGCGGCGGCGGCGGCGGUUGGGGAGCCGGCGGCGGCGUGGCCGCCGCUGGCGGUUGGGGAGGAGUUGGUGGUGGCGGCGGCGGAGGUGGGGGAUGUGGGGCUGCUGCGGCGGCUGCUGUCGGAGCCGCGGUGCGAGGCUGUGGAUGCGCUGGACGCGUUGUGUGCGGCGGCGGGGGGUCGGCACUUGGCUGUGCUGGAGUUCCUCACGGGGCCGCCGGAGCGGCAGCAGGAGGGGCAGGGGGAGGCGCAGGAGCAGGACCAAGAGGAGGGGCAGGAGCAGGCAGGUAGCGGCGAGGAAGUGGGAGAGGAGGAAAGACAGGAGAAUGGGGAGGGGGAGGGUGAGGAAGGAGAGGGAGCUGCAGGCAGCGGUCGGGCGCGGCGGGUGCGGCGGCGUGACCAGCUGCGGCGGGCGGGUCUGCAGCUGUGCGGCGCGGCGCUGGAUGACCCGCUCAUUGCCAAUGAGGCGGCGGAACGCGGCAGCCUGGAGGUGCUGCGCUGGCUGGCCGCCCGGCGCUGCCCCAUGGACGAGUUCACUCUGGCGGCGGCGGCGGAGGGAGGCUGCGGCGCCGCGCUGGAGUGGCUGGCGGGGCCGCGGCGCGUGCGGCUGGGGGCCAGCGGCGACGCCUGGCGUCAGGCCAGCUGGGGCGACCUGGCCACACUGCGGACCCUGGCGCGGCUGCGGGUGCCGCUGGGGCCGGCGGGCGCCGGCCCCGCGGGCGCCGCCGCCACCUUUUUGAACAUGUUGGUGCGCGCCGCGGCGCCGCUGCCGGUGCUGCGGCUGAUGGUGGAGGAGGCGCGGUGCCCCGUGGACUGGGAGAAGGCUCGACGCGGCGCGCUGCGGCGGCGGGAUGAGAGCCGCCGGCCGCUUCUGGACUGGGUCCGGCAGCAGGCGGUGGCGGCGGCGGGGCUGGAGGGGUUGGGGGUAGGGGGAGCGGAAGGCUGGAAGGAGAAGGCGGUAUCGGCACCAGGGCCACCCGGGCGAAAGAUUCUGCUGCAUAGGCACGCUGAGCAGGAUGGGGACGGCGAUGGCGGUGGGGGUGGGGAGGCGCUUUGAGCUGAUGGCAGCUGUUGCUUGCAAGGCGGGUGGCGGGUGGCGGCAGGGGCGGGGGUAAAUGGGGCUGGCUGACAUGCUGCGGACACGUCACAGGGGGUGCAACUUCGAGCUUCACGUCGUGUAAAGCUCUUGGAUC